GAAUUGGUAAUAGAAUUUUGCAAGAUGAUCGUUAAAUUAACGUUCCUUUUGUUCGUUAAAAUAGUGUGCGGAUACAAUAUAGAUGUGGAUUUUGCGGCUUUUUAUAAUCCGAAAAAUACGUUUGACAAUCGUGAUAGUUACUUUGGCUAUACAGUGUACUUAUACCAUGACAAUGGUACAUCUUGGUUGUUUGUUGGAGCACCGAAAGGAAACUAUUCUACGUCCUUCUAUACGAUUGAACCAGGAAUCGUGUAUCGUUGUGAAAUCGAAAAUGCAAAGUGCCAAGAAAUUAGACCACAAAUAAUUGAGAACGAAGAAGAACACAUAACACAACUUGGUAUGGAUAUGUUGAUAAAAAAGCAACGUGGUUGGUUCGGAAGCGCAAUGUCUAUAGACAAAUCGAAUAAAAUACUAACAGUAUGCGCACCACGGACCAUCGUGACAAUUUUUAAUCCUUCUGCCGAUGUUAAUCUCGAUACAAUGCAGGGAAUGUGUUACAGCGGAAUAGUUUCUUCGAAUUCAUUGACAAUCGAAGACAAGGAUCUUCAGUUUCACGAUUUCAAGUCAAAAUUUUGGUACAAUCCAUUGCAUGGUUUUACCGUUCAUUACGCCUCGAUGAAGAAUAAAGAAAAGGAAAGGUACGUCACUCGUAUAAGUCGUAUAGUGGGAGAACCUAAACACGAAAACUAUGGUACUGUAGACGUGUUACAUUUAAAUAGGAGAAUGACCAUAGAAUUGCCUUUGAGCGAUGAACUAUCUCAAUUUGGCUACAGCGUCGAAUCUGGCUACUUUUUUCGAAGAGAUCAGUUAUUAUACGUUAGCGGUGCUCCAGGUUGGCAUUACGUAGGCCAGGUAGGAAUAAUUAAUCCAGCGAAUGGAAUGAUCGUAGCGAGAUUCCAGGGCACGACAAUUGGUGAAUUUUUUGGAGCUAGUUUGGCAGUAGGCGAUUUAAAUAAUGAUAGUUUAGAUGAUCUUCUAAUCGGGGCACCGUAUUGGGGAGAGGAUAAUGGGAAAGUAUAUGUGUACUUUGGUACGUCCAAGGAGGGUCAAUUUGAAACAGCUGCAGUCUUGGAAGGAACUAUAGAAGGAGGACAUUUCGGAUAUGCAAUAACUUGCAGUGACUUGGACGCAGAUGGAUUUGAUGAUAUAAUUGUGGGUGCACCUUGGGAAGGACGUGGAGUCAUUUAUGUAUACAAUGGCGGUUCAGAUUUGAAAGAUAAAAAUUUACAGGCUUCGCAACGAAUUGCUGCCGCAAAGUUCGCACAAUUUGGCGAGAGUAUAGAGCGGUUUGGGUUCUCGUUAUCGAAACCCGUCGAUAUCGAUGGAAAUGGUUAUUUAGAUAUCGCAGUAGGAGCAUACAAAUCCGGACAUGCUGUCCUGCUUCGUGGUAAACCGGUGGUAAAAACGGAACUUGUCAUUAAAACUUCACCUAACAUCUUGCCAAGGGAUGCUAAGCAAUUUUUUAUCAGUAUAUGUCCGAAUUAUAUCGGCUACAAAGUGCCAACUUCUCAGGGUAAGUUACAUAUUUCUAUAAGAAUAACUAAUUUCUACGGUUACUAUUGCACCUGUUCACUUCUGUUCACAGAAUUUAAGGUUACAGUUACAAUUGACGAACGAUACCAGCGAACAAAGAACACGAUUGUAGAAUUAAGGUCUCUCGAUUUAAAAGCGGAUAAAUGUUUAUCCGCCAACGUUAAUAUUUUGAAGAAUGUACGAGAUUUCAUUGAACCAAUUACUAUCUUUGCGAGACACGAUUUUCUCUAUAACAAUGCGACAGCAUUCUGUAAAUAUUGUCCUGUGGAAAGAAGAAACAACAAAUUGCAAAUAGCACAGGCUUCGCUUUCUUUCAACAUCGAUUGCGGAGAAGACAGGAUCUGUUACUCCAACAUAUCUGCCGUUGCAAAAUUUUAUGACGUGCAAGACAACGAUACGUGGGUUGUUGGUUCGAACGACGUAAGUUUGGAAAUCGGUUUAAAAAAUCACGGAGAACCUGCGUAUCUUACCACGAUCGAAUUCGUCUUACCCAAAGGAGUAAUAUUGCGUAGCAUUUUAACUUCUUGUCGAGAGGAUACCGUCGAAGGACGUUUGUUGGUAAUUUGUGAGGCAGGAAAUCCUAUUUGGAAAGGGGAAGAGAAAAACGUUAAAUUAGACUUGGACUUGAGGCACUUGAACAAUGAUUCGAUACAUGGGUACAAGUUAAAUUUUUACGCGAAGAUAAAUAGUCGUAGUACAAAUUUCGGGAUGAAAAAUAUCACUAAAACAUUGCAUUUAAUAAACGAAGUUUCUUUGUCACUUCAUGGAAAAGCAAACGAAGAAACUUAUUACUUAACUAAUUCGCACGAUGCUGCUUCGAACGUUAGUUUUCAGCAUACUUAUCAGGUAUACAAACUUGGUGCCUCGGCUAUAGAAGAUGCACAGCUUAUCGUUAAAGUGCCAACAGCUAUACAAGACUCGGAAACUUUGGUUUACAUCUAUAAACCUCAGUUAUACGUAUCGGGAGAACGUUUCGAGUGUUCCUCGGGAAAUAUUUUAUUGAACACUGAACUGAUCGAGAUACAAGGAGAACCGUCUUCGGAUCAAUUUGAUAUACCCCAGUCCACUAACAAAGUACAACAAAUUGAACUUCACGAAUUAUACAAACGAGAUCUGAACGAAUCAAUUACGGCGUUUCAUGACGCGGGUAACGUAAAAGCGUUGCAAGCUUCGAACGAAAGUUCGACAAGUGAUAUUGUUUAUAUGAAUUGCUCGACUCCUGAGGUGAACUGUACGACCAUCCUGUGCGAUUUAAAUGCAUUAAAAACAUCGCAAGAUAUCGGAAAGAUAGUGAUUAAACUUUCGUUGAAUAUUCAAGAACUUAAAGAUUACUUUAAGAACGCUAGAGUCGUUUUAAAGUUUGCCACUCAAGCCAGAGCGAAAAUAAUAAAACCCGCUGUAAGGCGAGACGCGAAUGGAACUCGUUCCGCGACGGAAGUAACAACAAUGUUUUACAAUGCUCCAAAAGUGCAAGAGUUGAAGUUAUGGAUUAUUCUUGUCUCCGUUGCAAUAGGAUUGUUUUUCUUACUUAUUUUCAUUGUAAUUUUAAGCUUGUUGGGUUUUUUCAAACGCAAAGGAAAACAAGAUCUAACAAAUCUGAAAAAUAACGAGGUAACAGAGAAAGAAACAACGUCUGUGAUCGAGACUGAUGACGCGUAAUGUUUUAUGGCCAAAAGUACUUAACAAAGUAUUAGACACAUAACGGUAUACUUAAUGUAAGAAAAAAAGAAAAAAAAAAAA
Messenger RNA from Megachile rotundata (alfalfa leafcutting bee), 3273 nucleotides. RefSeq names its product integrin alpha-9. Gene Ontology annotation, molecular function: integrin binding; metalloendopeptidase activity. NCBI's taxonomy places the organism in Eukaryota, Metazoa, Arthropoda, Insecta, Hymenoptera, Megachilidae. Gene Ontology annotation, cellular component: integrin complex; external side of plasma membrane. Gene Ontology annotation, biological process: cell-cell adhesion; cell-matrix adhesion; integrin-mediated signaling pathway. The record is from RefSeq and is a predicted model, not a curated record.